AUGAUGGACAUCAAUGAUAUUGACCAGAAGCUCGGAGAGGUUAUCACCACCUCGGCGGCCCUGGAGCCCCUUACUGCAGCCGAUGACAAACGAAUCUUGAGGAGGAUUGAUUUGACAUUACUUCCACUUCUCUUUAUCUCGUACAUGUUCCAGUAUCUCGACAAGUCUGCAAUGGGCUUCACGGCCAUUCUAGGGCUUCGGAAGGAUUUGCAUCUCGUAGGCCAGCAAUACUCAUGGGCUAGCUCGAUCUUCAAUUUCGGCUAUCUUGUCGCUUCAGGACCUGUGGCGUUGAUCAUGGUUCGCUUUCCGGUCGGAAAGUUCAUGGCUGUAGCUAUUAUUGCAUGGGCAGGCGUCCUAAUGUUCACUGCACUGACACACAAUGCGGCGGGGUUGUUGGCGUGCCGUUUCUUUCUCGGGUUUCUGGAAUCCGCGGUUGCGCCUGGGUUUUCAAUCAUCACUUCCAUGUGGUACAAGAGAUCCGAACAGCCUCUACGCCACGGCAUCUGGUUCUUGGGAAAUGUAGUAUCUGGGCUCUUUGGUGGCUCUUUAGCUUACGGAAUGUCGCACUAUAAAGCAUUUCCCGCUUGGAAGUUUCUUUUCCUCAUUUUUGGGGGUGUAACUGUACUAUGGGGAGUCGUUUUACUUUACUUUCUUCCCGACUCUCCUAUGAAUGCGCGCUUCCUCUCCAAGGAGGACAAAGGUAAAGCGGUGCGGCGAGUACAGGAGAAUUUAACGGGCAACAAGGACGACAAGUGGAAAAUGUAUCAGAUGAUCGAGGCUUUCCAGGACCCAAAGGCAUGGCUGAUAGUCAUUAUCAUGCUCUGCACUAACAUCCCCAAUGGAGGGGUGGGCAACUUCGCAUCGAUUGUUAUCCAAGGGUUUGGAUUCUCCACUACCGAUACCCUGCUUGUCCAAAUGAUUGUAACGCCCUUCCAGGCAUUCUUCGUACUCUCCGCAACAAUCACAAGCUCAUACGUCAAGAACACCAGAACGAUUUGCAUGACCAUAUCUGUCUGGCUACUGUCUGCUGUCUGCCUAUACCGCCAACUUCCCAAUGAUAUUGUCUAUGAACACUUCAACUUCGGCGGUUUCACGAAGAAAACGACUGUUCAUGCAAUGACCUUCGUGUCGUACUGCGUAGGCAACAUCAUUGGGCCACAACUUUUCUUCGCGCGGGAAGCGCCAAGCUAUAAAUCCGGGUUCAUGGGCAUGUUGAUCUGCUUCGCCAUUGCGGCUUGCGCGAGCGUCGUCUUGCGAUUUUAUCUAGUUUGGGAGAAUAAGAAGAGGGAUCGCGCAGCUAUUUCGUCGGGUGACGUUACCCAAGUACCUGGUACAAUCGGGAACUUGGAUGACAGGACCGAUUAUGAGGUGAAGGAGUUUCGCUAUGUCUACUGA
Messenger RNA from Lachnellula hyalina, 1395 nucleotides. RefSeq names its product putative transporter. Gene Ontology annotation, biological process: tripeptide transport; dipeptide transport; transmembrane transport. Lineage: Eukaryota; Fungi; Ascomycota; Leotiomycetes; Helotiales; Lachnaceae. The coding region runs from base 1 to 1395 and encodes 464 amino acids. The transcript has 7 exons. Gene Ontology annotation, molecular function: allantoate transmembrane transporter activity; dipeptide transmembrane transporter activity. Gene Ontology annotation, cellular component: plasma membrane. The record is from RefSeq and is a predicted model, not a curated record.